Messenger RNA from Pseudovirgaria hyperparasitica, 1701 nucleotides. RefSeq names its product FAD-binding domain-containing protein. Bases 1 to 1701 code for a protein of 566 amino acids. The record is from RefSeq and is a predicted model, not a curated record. Lineage: Eukaryota; Fungi; Ascomycota; Dothideomycetes; Acrospermales; Acrospermaceae. The transcript has a single exon. Gene Ontology annotation, molecular function: FAD binding; oxidoreductase activity.
AUGGUUCGCCGACGCACCUUGUUCUUUCUAUCGUUCAUUGUCCUUGUUGCUGCCAUCGCAAGGAAACAUGGUAAUUGGCCCAGCCGUACAUCACAAUGCCGCACGAUCCCUGGAGAUACCUCAUGGCCGGACUCGAAAGCGUUCGACGACUUCAACAAGACCGUAAACGGCCGCCUGAUAUCCACGGUUCCGAUUGCCUCCGUUUGUCACCAGCCUGACUUCGAUCAAGCUCAGUGUGAUGCCUUGCGUAACGUAUGGUUCUUUCCAGAGACCCAUCUCGAAUCUUCCUCAUCGCCGAUGGCUUAUCCCUUCAGUAACAACAGCUGCAAUCCUUUUGUAGGCUCGGAUACUGCUUGUACGCUUGGUGGUCAUGUCGUAUACUCUGUGAAUGCGACCUCAGUGGAACAUGUUCAGGCGACCAUCAAGUUUGCCCGAAAGAACAACAUUCGUUUAGUAGUCCGGAAUACCGGGCACGACUACCUCGGGAGAUCCACUGGAGCGUACGCGAUCGCGAUAUGGACACGCCACUUGAAGUCUCUUGAAUUGAUAUCUGAAUAUCAUGGAACUAGCUAUGAUGGUCCUGCAAUCCGCGUCGGUGCUGGUAUUGAGUCACAAGAAGCGUAUGCAUUCGCUGAGCAGAAUGGCCUCAUGGUCGUCGGUGGUAACUGUCCCACAGUUGCACUCGCGGGGGGGUACUCCCAGGGUGGAGGUCAUGGGCCUCUGUCUUCCAGACACGGUCUUGCAGCGGAUCAGAUUCUUGAAAUUGAAGCGGUCACUGCUAAUGGCCGCCUAGUCAAGGCCACACCAACUUCUAAUGCCGACCUGCUUUGGGCACUGAGUGGAGGCGGAGGAGGCACUUACGCAGUAGUCGUGUCUAUGACUGUUAAGGCAUUUACGAAUACUCAUAUCACUAUGGCCACAUUUUCUCUCAUGAACAAUGGCACGAAUGCAGAUGCAAUAUACGAAGUUCUUGGGACUUUCUUACAGAACCUGCCCGCACUUGCAGAUGCCGGAGCUUUUGUUGCGUGGGUCGCAGCACCUUUCGGUCUGCUCAUGUCGCCGGCAAUGGGCCCUGGAAUCCAUAAAGAAGAACUCGAUCUCUUGAUUAAACCAACACUUGACAAGAUGAGCGACCUCAAGCAGGAGUUCUCGUAUUCUUCCACAGAAUACUCUUCGUUCCUCCCUGGAUAUGACUCUCUCACGUCAACUUGGAAUGUGUCGGACUAUAACGUUGCAGGUCGCUUGAUACCACGCUCUCUUGUUGAAGAAGACACGCCAGCCCUUGUUGAAGUCAUUCGUUACAUCAGCGAACAGACAAUCAGUACAGGCGUUACGUUCAAUGUGAAUCAAAGCGGCCCUUAUAAUGUUUCUGCAAAUCCUUACUGGCGCAAGUCUUUGUUUGGAAUGGUGGUCGGCACACCUAUCAAUUACACAGACUAUUCCAAGACAAUAGCUGGCCAGGAUCUGAUUACUAACGAUUUGCUCCCGCGAAUAGCUGAGAUCACCCCGAAUGGAGGUGCAUAUCUAAACGAAGCAGACUUUCAGCAGCCAGAUUUCCAGACGCUUUUCUUCGGCGAGAACUACAAGCGACUCUUGGCUAUCAAGAGGCGCUAUGACCAAGAUGACCUGUUUUGGGCUAGAACGGCGGUCGGCAGUGAGCGAUGGUCAGAGCAGUCAGACGGUCGGCUUUGCAGGGUCUAG